GUUAACACUCGUCUUUUACGCGACGGAAUUCCUCCCCCUAAUUAUUACUACCAGUUUCAGCAGGAGACAUUUCGGCGUUAGUUAGCAAACCUUGGCAGACAAGGAAGUUAGACAGCGGACGAAUCGACGUCAGUUUUAGUGUUAAAUGCUACAGUUGACGCCAGUUAGCUUGUCAAAAUUUAGCUUCCAAGCUAUGUGCAGUAUCAACCAGCCAACUAACGCUAGGUUGCUAACAGUGGAAAAACUGGCUGGAGGCUCGCAAAGAUGGUCAGGGCUGGCGGUAUUUUGAAGUUAGCAGCAGUCAUCUUUGCAUUCCUCCUAGCUGUCUUACUGGCGUUUCAGCUGCUGGAGAUAAACGUGGAUUUUAGACUGGGCAGUGUGAUGUCCAGAUCUGUGCCUGUGAAUGAAGGCCCAACAAAGCCAGUCAGGCACAAGUGUGGGCUGUCCAAGUCAUGUCCAGGUGGGCACUUUGCCUUCAAGAUGGCGAGUGGAGCAGCCACAGUGGUUGGGCCCAAAAUCUGCCUGGAGGACAAAUUGCUAAUGAGCGGUGUGAAGAACAACGUGGGGAGAGGAAUCAACAUAGCCCUGGUUAAUGGGAGAACAGGGGACCUUAUCAAGACAGAUUCUUUUGAUAUGUGGGCAGGAGAUGUGGCUCCCUUGAUUAAAUUUCUGAAGGAAAUUGAGGAAGGGACAAUCGUAAUGAUGGCCUCAUAUGAUGAUUCCUCAACAAAACUCAACGAUGAAGCCAGGAGUCUAAUUGCUGAUCUGGGCAGCUCAGCUAUCACUAGUGUGGGCUUCAGAGAUAACUGGAUCUUUGUAGGAGGCAAAGGCAUCAAGACAAAGAGUCCAUUUGAGCAGCAUAUAAAGAACAACGCAGAAACCAACAAAUUUGAGGGAUGGCCCGACGUGUUGGAGAUGGAAGGCUGCGUGCCUCAGAGGCUGGACUGAUCUGAGUUCUUAUCAUUGCUGCCCAUUUCCUGUCUCUUCCGUCCAUCUGGUCCUCCCGACGUUUCUGUCCUCGUGUGAAUAUUUCAGUGGCUACUCUUCUUUGGCCUGAGUACGGUCAUUUGUGAGAUACCUACCGGAACCACAUUUCUCCAGAAGAUGUUAUCAGGAAGGAGGUGUUGGUGUGAGACAGGACAGUGAAGCUCUGACCUUCUCUCACUCUUCCUCUGUUUGGACACCUUUGCAUAGAUUCUUUCUGGGACUUGCAGUUGGAUUUAGCAGGUAGAGUGCACUGGUUAGAGGGGACUUGACCUUUGAUUACUGGAUUACUAUCACGCUUUCUAUCUCUAAGGGCCACGGACUGACCUGUGAUAGUGUUGCUUUAUUGCACUGUUGCUGAUGGAAAUUCAUGUAACUACCCAGAUUAUUAUUAUUAUUAUUAUUAUUCUUUUUUUUUUGGGGGGGGGGGUAAAGUUCCAGUUACAUGCCUUAAUCUCAUUAACCUAUUUACAUUUUUUGUACUUUCGGAUGACUUUGAUUCCUUUUUAUCUUUCCAGAGUUUAUUUUGAGGAAAAAAAUUAUUAAUGCAUUUCUGAAGAUGGUUUCUUUCAUGAUACAAUAACCAAAUGUACCACAUUCACUGUGAAUUUUGUAAAUAUACACUUAGAAGAAGCUCAAGAUUUGCAAAGUCAUAAUUUAAGGAACAUUGGAAUAAUAAUAAUAAUAUAAUUUCUUAAAAUAAAUAUGUGAGAAUGAGAAUAAAUGUGUGCUUUAAA
This is a messenger RNA of Scatophagus argus, 1721 nucleotides long. It is a transcript of the gene fam3c, whose product is annotated as FAM3 metabolism regulating signaling molecule C. The coding region runs from base 265 to 948 and encodes 227 amino acids. The record is from RefSeq and is a predicted model, not a curated record. The transcript is spliced from 10 exons. Lineage: Eukaryota; Metazoa; Chordata; Actinopteri; Scatophagidae.